Molecule: messenger RNA, 1815 nt
Organism: Hyposmocoma kahamanoa
Lineage: Eukaryota; Metazoa; Arthropoda; Insecta; Lepidoptera; Cosmopterigidae
Product: protein sidekick-1-like
Exons: 8
Coding region: 429-1343 (304 amino acids)
Biological process (GO): synapse organization
Cellular component (GO): neuron projection membrane
Source: RefSeq, a predicted model, not a curated record
GGUCCCACGUUGGGCGCCACAUAUCUCAACAGCGACUCCCGCGUGUUGUCAUUGCAUAACACACGUUAACUAUUUCUACGUAGGUAUAAAACGGUAAAAGUGAAGUGAAGGAUCCAAAAAGUGCUUGGUGUUUAUAUAAUAGCGGUUGUUUGCAAAACCCCGCCAAAUCUGAAGUUGACACAACCGAUGACAAGACCAAUAUUUAUGGCAAAUCUUUAAAACUACAAAGUGCUAGUAACAGCAAGUUGAUUUGUGUACAUAAUAUUUAAUUAAUAGUUGAUAACAUUUGGUGAAGUGACACGUGACGUGCUCUCUCAGGUUACCACAGGGCUACGCGAAACUAUGUGGGACAGUGAAAAAAUGUGAACUGGAGUGUUAUAAGAAGAUGGUAGCGAGCCACUUAGCGUGGGUCAAAUGGAAGCCGUGAGAUGAAGACCGUCACCAUGGCAAAUAAGAUGCUGCUGUCACUGCUGCUGCAAUGCAUCUGGGUCGUCACCACGGCGUCCAUCAGUAGUGGAGGCGCAGGCCUGGGCGCGCUACCAGGCGUAAAUAACGGCGAUGGAGGUCGUCCCGAGCGGCCAUACUUCGAUGACGUAUCGCCGAGGAACGUCUCUGCUGUCGUGGGGCAGUCUGCCGUGCUAAGGUGUCGCGCAAAGCAUAUAGGCAACAGGACGGUAUCCUGGAUGAGGAAACGCGACCUGCACAUUCUCACCUCGCACAUAUUUACGUACACCGGCGACGCGCGGUUCAGUGUGCUGCAUCCCGAGCCUUCCGAUGACUGGGACCUUCGCAUCGACUACGUCCAGCCGAGAGACGCCGGCGUUUACGAGUGCCAGAUUAACACUGAGCCCAAGAUCAACAUGGCCGUCGUUCUCAGCGUUGAAGAUGAGUCCCUCCCCGUGACCCCGGCCCCGCCCCGCUCCUCAGCGGCCGCGGCGACCAUCUGGGGCUCGCAAGACGUGUACGUGAAGAAGGGCAGCACAAUAUCAUUGACAUGUUCAGUGAAUGUCCACUCGACGCCGCCCUCUAGCGCAUCCGUUUUAUGGUACCACGGCAGCGCGGUAGUGGACUUCGAUUCUCCUCGUGGCGGUAUCAGCUUGGAGACGGAGAAGACUGAAGGAGGUACGACCAGCAAGUUGCUGGUCACCAAAGCGGCGCUCACCGAUUCUGGGAACUACACUUGUGUUCCGAACAACGCGCACCCCGCAUCUGUGUCCGUGCACGUGCUUAAUGGUGAGCACCCAGCGGCAAUGCAAACGAGCAACCGGGCUUCGUCCUAUCUGACGUCACAGCUGAGUUGCGCGCUCGUAACGUACUUGCUCUCUUCCACCGUCUGCAGAUGAUCGCCCUAGCCGUUAGCUUACGGCUGCACAGGUGGAGCCUUUGCUUACAUUUUUGCGACAUUAAAAAAAGUUAAUUUUGACUGUGUAAGUAUAGGUCUUUGUUAAGUGGAAUGAUUGUGUUGUUUCUAAACUGAAUAUAAUUAUGUUUUAGAAAAGGGACACUCCAUGUAUUCAAGAAGGUAUAAGCCGAGACUUUUUAACAAAACUGGUCAUAUGUAUAUAAUUAGAAAUAGUAACGUUGCGUAGUGGAGUAAAUUAACAAGUGCAUGUAUUUCUUCUUAGGAGUCGAUACUACCUUAGGUCGAAUCCAAAAUUUUCCCGUACUAAUACGGUUCAUUUUGCCUGGGUCGAGCGACAGGGAUACUGGUUUCAUUUCAGAAUAUAUUUUUUACAAACUAAAGCUAAUAUAAAAAUGCACCAUGCGUGUUUUAUUUAGUUCAGUUGAUAAUAAAAAAGUUCAUUGGUAUAUGUA